GUAGACAUGUCCAGUAUACUCGCUGUAGUGUCUCCACUGACGCCUCAUGCGGGCAGUUGUGGAUACUGUGGACCUCCGGGAAAGCGUAGUGAACGAAAGACUAACGUUCACGCCGCGGAGCUCACCCUGUUGGACUGUUCAUGCACGGUACGCGCUUACCAGAUGAUGAUUGACCGUGGCUGGAGAAGGUCCGGCGCGUACUGCUAUAAACCUGACCUUAAGCAGUCGUGUUGUCCGCAAUAUACCAUCAAGUAUGUGUCCUAA
Phanerochaete carnosa HHB-10118-sp is the source of this 264-nucleotide messenger RNA. RefSeq lists its product as uncharacterized. Gene Ontology annotation, biological process: protein arginylation. The transcript is spliced from 2 exons. Gene Ontology annotation, molecular function: arginyl-tRNA--protein transferase activity. The record is from RefSeq and is a predicted model, not a curated record. The annotation marks the transcript as partial. Gene Ontology annotation, cellular component: cytoplasm. NCBI's taxonomy places the organism in Eukaryota, Fungi, Basidiomycota, Agaricomycetes, Polyporales, Phanerochaetaceae.